Messenger RNA from Populus nigra (black poplar), 1497 nucleotides. RefSeq names its product probable protein disulfide-isomerase A6. The transcript has 11 exons. The record is from RefSeq and is a predicted model, not a curated record. Gene Ontology annotation, molecular function: protein disulfide isomerase activity. The coding region runs from base 69 to 1148 and encodes 359 amino acids. Gene Ontology annotation, cellular component: endoplasmic reticulum. NCBI's taxonomy places the organism in Eukaryota, Viridiplantae, Streptophyta, Magnoliopsida, Malpighiales, Salicaceae. Gene Ontology annotation, biological process: protein folding.
CUCUUUUAAUUCCCUUUGAGCUAAGAGCAAGAAACAAAAAGCAGAGAAAAAUAGAAACGAGGAAGAAAAUGGGGAGGUAUAAUCAGAUCUGGUAUGCCUUUGGCACCAUGGCUUUGUUAGCCGUUUCAGCCUUAGCGGACGAUGUUGUUGUGUUAACAGAAGAUAACUUCGAGAAGGAAGUCGGUCAAGACAGAGGCGCUCUCGUUGAGUUCUACGCUCCUUGGUGUGGGCACUGUAAAAAGCUAGCUCCUGAAUAUGAGAAGCUUGGAAGCAGCUUUAAGAAGGCAAAGGCUGUUUUGAUCGGAAAGGUGGACUGUGAUGAGCAUAAAGGUGUAUGCAGCAAAUAUGGGGUCUCUGGAUACCCAACUCUUCAAUGGUUUCCUAAAGGAUCGCUCGAACCUAAAAAGUAUGAAGGACCACGAACCGCAGAAGCACUAGCUGAGUUUGUCAAUAAUGAAGGAGGGUCAAAUGUGAAGAUAGCGGCAAUUGCAUCCAGUGUAGUGGUGCUAACUGCUGAUAAUUUUAAUGAUAUUGUCUUGGAUGAAAACAAAGAUGUUUUGGUUGAGUUUUACGCACCCUGGUGUGGCCAUUGCAAAAACCUAGCUCCUACUUAUGAAAAGGUAGCCACAGCAUUUAAAUCUGAGGAAGAUGUCGUGGUUGCCAAUCUAGAUGCUGACAAAUAUAGGGAUCUAGCUGAAAAGUAUGGAGUAAGUGGAUUCCCUACAUUGAAGUUCUUUCCAAAAGGAAACAAAGCUGGGGAAGAGUACGAGGGUGGGAGAGAUUUGGAUGACUUUGUUGCUUUCAUCAAUGAAAAGGCUGGAACCAGUCGCGAUGGUAAAGGACAACUGACCUCCAAGGCUGGUAUAGUUGAAAGUUUGGAUGCCUUGGUAAAAGAGUUCAUAGCUGCUGGUGAUGAUGAGAAGAAAGCAGUCUUUUCCCGAAUUGAAGAGGAAGUUGAGAAACUCAAGGGUUCCACAGCAAGGCAUGGAAAGAUUUAUUUGAAGGCGGCCAAGGCUUGUAUGGUGAAAGGUGCUGAUUAUGCCAAGAAUGAGAUUGAGCGGCUGCAGCGAAUGCUUGAAAAGUCAAUAAGCCCGGCAAAGGCAGAUGAAUUCACCCUGAAGAAGAACAUUCUAUCAACUUUUGCUUGAUCUCCUGAUCUUUUGUUUCACUCGUCUAUAUUUUGGGGGUAAACAUCAUCCAGCUACCCAACCCCAACCUUCACUUUGAAGUAAUCUGGGCAAGUCUUCUUCUCGCAGUUAAAAUCUGUAUCCCUUGGAUUUAGACUGAGCAGGUUCAUUAUAACGAAAUGAUUUUGAGAAACCUUAACUGGCUCGUGAAGUAUAUUUAGAUGCCUUAAUUUUUACUUUCGUACCUUUUAUUUUCAGUGGAGAAACUUCUAGUUUUCAAAUGAAUCUCGCAUCAGACAAAUGAAUAUCUGCCUAUUGAUCUGUUGUGAUCGAUUGAACGUAUGAUCAAGAAUCUUGAGAAGUUUAGUUA